Molecule: messenger RNA, 2135 nt
Organism: Wyeomyia smithii (pitcher-plant mosquito)
Lineage: Eukaryota; Metazoa; Arthropoda; Insecta; Diptera; Culicidae
Gene: Dmtn
Product: transmembrane and coiled-coil domains protein 1
Exons: 3
Coding region: 339-1973 (544 amino acids)
Cellular component (GO): endomembrane system
Source: RefSeq, a predicted model, not a curated record
AGUACGUGUACCUUGAUCCAAAACUGGCAUCCUAUACGAAACGUCAGAAUGAAACGACAACCGAAAAAAAUCGAAAAAUGCUUUAGAAGAAGCAGAUAAAAUUUUCGCUAGGAUACAAAUUAGCAAAACAAGAGUUCAACGCUUCAUAACAAAAAGAGGCGAAGUUUGGAGUUUAGUGCCGGAAUAAAUAAUUUUUUGCAGAACUGCUCAAAAAGGUGUGAAAAUAUUCUAAAAUUAAAUAAUGGUUAGAAACAAUAAAUAGAAUGUAGCUGGUAUGCUGUCGUUUGUUCAUAGUAUCAAGCGUGGGCACUGCAAAUCCCAAAAAGAGUACGAAGUACAUGGAGUCAUUAAGAGUGACGUCCCACCCAUCAUCAGUAGAGAGUAAACAUUCAAGUCGGGAAACGUCUCCAAGUCGUAAGCGAGCAAAUGCUUCCGCUAAUUUAGUUACACAGACCGCCGCGAUGCAAACGGUUAACAAUAUGUCUGAACGGGAGGGGUCACUAUCUGUUGUGGACAGUGCAUCGGGAGCGGAAGAUCAGCAGAAAGACAAAGAAGAAGCUAUAAUCACAUCAAUUCAAGGGGACGAAAAUGACGGCAAUCUCACUACAAUUUCCCAACUAAGUAACGACUCCAAUGAUUCGAAACCGUUUUAUAAAGGCCACCAUAGGACGAGCAGCUCACUCGCGUGUAAUCGUAUCACUACGAAAAUUGCAUGCACGAAAGAGUCAAUCAAGAAAGAACAAACGGCCCGAGAUGCUAAUGUGAAUGAGUACUUGAAGCUGGCUGCCAAUGCUGAUAAGCAACAACUGCAGAGAAUAAAGGCAGUCUUUGAGAAGAAAAAUCAGAAAAGUGCUCAUAAUAUUUUACAGCUACAGAAAAAACUAGAUUCGUACAGCAAGAAAUAUAAAGAUUUACAACAUGACCAUCAAAAGCAACAGCAGAGUGUUCGUCAGCCGAGGGAAAUGCUUCGAGAUGUGGGCCAAGGUUUGCGGAACGUUGGUGGAAAUAUAAGAGAUGGUGUCAGUGAACUGUCCGCAAGUGUAAUGUCCAAACCUAGAGAAUUUGCGCAUCUUAUAAAAAACAAAUUUGGCAGUGCCGAUAACAUAAACCAACUGUCGUCCACAUGGUACACAGAGCAAAAAACUGGUGAUAUCAACCGAAAUCGGCACCCGUCACACAUCGAUGAAAACUCGCUUCGCUAUGAUAAUCUAAACAUAGGAAAGGUAGCUAAUCCUUCAGAUGACAUAGCGAUAUCCAAUCCAGCAAUAAUAGGUGAUAUUGAAGAAAAAUAUAGCGAACACGAAAGCGAAUGCAGUAGUGUUACGAGUGAUAGCAUUCCAAUAAGCUCUGGAAAACACCGUAUGCUAAGGAGAAGUCAUUGCACAAGCUAUAAAGCAAACAAUGAAAUCCGGGAAGAGUAUGAUCGGAUAAAAGGAAAAAUCGAUAGAUUAGAGAAUUUACAUAAGGAUGUUACCGAACUGGCCAUAGCAUUAGAUUCCGAGCGGUAUCGUGCCGAACGAUUGGAGGAGCAACUGAACGAUUUGACGGAGCUGCAUCAAAACGAAAUCGAAAACCUGAAACAGGCGAUUGCAGAUUUAGAGGAAAAAGUUCAGUACCAGAGCGAUGAACGACUGCGGGACGUUUACGAAAUAAUGGAAAACUGUCAGACGAGAGUUUCCAAAAUGGAGCAUAUAUCCCAGCAGCAAUACGUGACAGUCGAGGGAAUAGACAAUUCGAAUGCACGAGCAGUCGUAGUGAAGCUAAUCAAUGUUGUAUUGACCGUGCUCCAGGUGGUUCUGCUCUUGGUUGCAACGGCCGCCGGGAUCGUAAUGCCUUUCCUAAAAACACGGAUACGUGUUCUGUCUACCAUAGCGUGCAUCAUGUCAAUUGCGUUAAUCUUCAGGCAAUGGUCGGAUCUCAAACAGUUUUGGGUUUAUUCGAUCGGAUUUGUUAGGGGGUUUUUAAAAAUAUAAUAAAUCCUGCGUAAGUUCACUAUUUCAAUCUUCGAUGUUCUUGGGUUCAGGAAGAUGGAAUUUUCCAUCGGAUAUUGUGAGAAUAAAGAUGCAAAGAACUAGGUUAUGAGAUAAGAGGCAGGGGUAAACUAUUUGAUUAUUAAAGUUACGUAGCUGAUCAUU